Molecule: messenger RNA, 932 nt
Organism: Cyprinus carpio (common carp)
Lineage: Eukaryota; Metazoa; Chordata; Actinopteri; Cypriniformes; Cyprinidae
Gene: hes3
Product: hes family bHLH transcription factor 3
Biological process (GO): regulation of transcription by RNA polymerase II; regulation of neurogenesis; anterior/posterior pattern specification
Cellular component (GO): nucleus
Molecular function (GO): protein dimerization activity; DNA-binding transcription factor activity, RNA polymerase II-specific; RNA polymerase II cis-regulatory region sequence-specific DNA binding
Source: RefSeq, a predicted model, not a curated record
GAGAAUUCCUUCACUCUAACACAAGGAAGUUGGAUAACUGGGUAUCUAAGUGCAUCGAGCAUUUGAGGACAAUGGCUGCAGCAUCAGACAUUGUGGUAGCGGCGAAAACUCAGAGCGUUAAAAAGGUGUCCAAACCACUGAUGGAGAAGAAAAGAAGGGCACGUAUCAAUAAAUGUUUGAAUCAACUGAAAAGUCUUCUGGAGAGUGUCUGUUCGAAUAAUAUCCGCAAGCGAAAAUUGGAAAAGGCUGACAUUUUGGAGCUGACAGUUAAACAUCUGAUGCAGCUGCAAAACACAAAAAGAGGAAUUCCCACAGUUUGUGACUCUGCUGAAUAUCACGCAGGCUACAGAAGUUGUAUGGCCACUGUCAGUCAUUAUCUUCUCGCAUCGGACGCAGACAGAGAUUCCCGCUCCAUCAUGCUGACAAAUCUUACUAGCGCUCCUAACCGCGCCAGAGUUCCUGAUUUCAGUACCGCGGAGAGCGACCCUGCACGGAUCCCUGCACCAACAAGCACACUUCGUCGACCACACAAAGUUCCGCUAAAGACAGACGCUCCUUAUCUAAACUUGCAGCAAACGUCAGACAGAUAUUAUUGCUCUACGCCGAAGAGGAUUGAGAUUUGUGAUAUGGACAAAAUAUCAUUUAACGCACAGGCUGGGGCCCGUGGAUCCGAGAAGCUCAAAACCACACACUUCAGUUUGAAAAAUUCAGAGGUUGAUGAGUGCUGCAAUUUUUCUGAAGCACUGAAGAAUUAUUGGCGGCCUUGGUAAAUCUGAAGAAUUUCACUGUUUUAACACUUAGAUUAUAAAGUAGCUCUAAUUUUGCUUCUCAUGCACUGUAUAUGUAGAUCCUAUUUUUUCAUACAUGAUGACAAAUGUUUAUUUUAAUAAUAAAAGACUACAAAAUUGGAUUGAAUUUGCUUAUUUAUAUAA